This is a messenger RNA of Umbelopsis ramanniana AG, 1110 nucleotides long. RefSeq lists its product as uncharacterized. The coding region runs from base 188 to 1081 and encodes 297 amino acids. NCBI's taxonomy places the organism in Eukaryota, Fungi, Mucoromycota, Umbelopsidomycetes, Umbelopsidales, Umbelopsidaceae. The transcript has a single exon. The record is from RefSeq and is a predicted model, not a curated record.
AUUGAGAAUUAUUGCAUUUGUGUCAUGGGCAAUAGCAGUUGGAUUGGCGGCUGUCGACCAACAUAUUAUAAAUCUCAAUCUCAUUUCUGUUAUAACCGCUGCUAUUUCAUUAAGAAAUGAAUCUAAUGGAAGACUAUUAUGGUCAAAUUCAUUUACUUAUAAUGACAUUAUCCAUUGGUCUAUAUUCAUGAGAACAAUAAGCGGCAGACAAAAUUUAGUUAUGAAAUCAUGGAUAGAUAGAGUCACAUUUUCAAAGCUUUUUCCCAACAAAAUUUGUGAACAAACACAACUAUCAUUAUAUAAAGAUACUCUUAAUGGUGAUGAUUGGUUGCCUAAGUUGAUCAGAUUAUCAAGUCCAAAUAUUGUAAGAACUUGUCUAGAUAGAUACGAUACUGCUCAAGGAAUUACCGUUUUUGAUUUACUUGGUAUAAAAGUCUGGAGCGCAAUUAUGAAAAUCGAAGAUCAUAUAUUUUCAUGUCAAGAAUACAUGUCGGCAAUCAAGUCAACACAGCCAUCGCCCAUAAACGCAAGACAUCGUGCCAUGAUAUGCUUAUUAGCUAAUGCACAUAGAAAAUGUGAAUCAAUUGCUGCAUUAUUAAAUGAAAUAUCAACGUGGGUAAAUGAUAAUGAAAUUUUAUACACCACGCUAGCACACGUUUUUCCAGAAUAUAUGCCAGUAGGUUUGUUACCUAAUCUGGGAUCCAAAUCAAUAUCAGAAUGGUGGUACGCUCUUGCAAAAAAAUCCAUAUGCCCAGGUUACGACGUAGAUCAUUCUAUUUUAGUAUUGAUAUAUUUAUAUAAUCUUAUGGAUGGCAACGGCUUAGAUGCACACUUCCAAUACGCCAACUGUCUUGAAAAUCUUUCUUUAGCAGAAAAAACGGACAUAAUUAAUACUUCACAUGGUUAUCAACUCAGAUACGGUGCUUUUGAUACAAUUGCAAGAGGUCAUUGGCCAUUGUUGCCAAAAUCUGCUUGGUUUGUUCUAAGCAAUGGAAGUAUGAAAAUGUCUAGUGGAAUGAUAAGAACAUUAAUACAUAUGGACUUUUCUCGUUCCAGUGAGAUAAAAGCUUUACCUCAAUAGUUUUGACAAGUAUGUUCCGCAACGCUUCA